CAACACACCACGUACACAAUAUAAAUGAAUUCUUCAAAAUCCCUUUCUUUAGGAAUCCAAACCCAACUCCAUUUUCCCUCAAACACGCACAAUCUUAUAUCACACCAUACUUCCUUUAGCUUCCACAAUAAAAUUCGUGUCAUAAGCAACAACCCACGAAUAAAAAAAUUAAGAACAAGUUCUAAUAUACUAGCCAAGGCCACAUCCGCGGCCACCAACACCUUUUACACGGUAGAAACAGAGGAAACGUUGUACGACUUGUUGGGUAUAUCUGAGAGUUGUACACUCUCAGAUAUCAAACAAGCGUACAGACAAAUGGCUUUAAAGUACCAUCCGGACGUGUCACUGUGUGAUCAAGUUGACAAGUAUACCGAAAGGUUUAUCAAGGUGCAAGAAGCGUAUGAAACGUUAUCUGACCCAGAAUCUCGAGCUAUGUAUGAUGGUAGUAUUUCAACGGGCUUACACUUGGCUUUCUCUGGGUCACGGUUUGAGGUGAGAUCACAAGAGAAGGCACGAUGGAAAGAGUCCUGGCAGGCCCAGCUCGCGGAGCUGAAACGAAGUAAAGUGGAUGAGGUUAAGAAGAUGUCAUGGGCAGCUCGGGUUCGAAAGCAACAUAUCGAAUCCAGUGGGUCAGAUCCAGAGCAAUAUGGGUCGGUUUAGCUAUGUUCGCAUUCUUUUGCUUAUAGAACUAAUUAAUCGAUUACUUUGCGUAGAUAUUAUAACAUUGAUAUAUGUUUUUUAAUCAAACUUAUGCCUAGAUUAUGUCUGCUUCAUGUCUACUGCUGCCUCUAACAAAAUUACAACUCACUUGCUAGUUUUAUUAA
Messenger RNA from Erigeron canadensis, 824 nucleotides. RefSeq names its product chaperone protein dnaJ 20, chloroplastic-like. The transcript has a single exon. Bases 25 to 660 code for a protein of 211 amino acids. The record is from RefSeq and is a predicted model, not a curated record. Lineage: Eukaryota; Viridiplantae; Streptophyta; Magnoliopsida; Asterales; Asteraceae. Gene Ontology annotation, cellular component: chloroplast.